Molecule: messenger RNA, 1434 nt
Organism: Lachancea lanzarotensis
Lineage: Eukaryota; Fungi; Ascomycota; Saccharomycetes; Saccharomycetales; Saccharomycetaceae
Gene: NAM9
Product: LALA0S04e01728g1_1
Exons: 1
Coding region: 1-1434 (477 amino acids)
Biological process (GO): positive regulation of translational fidelity
Cellular component (GO): mitochondrial small ribosomal subunit
Molecular function (GO): rRNA binding; structural constituent of ribosome
Source: RefSeq, a predicted model, not a curated record
AUGCCUAGAAAGGCGGUUUUGCUGAAAUCGCUGGCCCGCGGUCGCAUCCGGUCGAGUUUCAAUAAAUACAACUUGUUCAACCUGUACAAGAAAGGUGACGUUGAUUUCAGAUCAAAGACGCUAUACCAACAGAAAUGGACCGCUAAACAGGAAACAAGAGCGUACCAUGGUGAACAUUUAACUGAAAACCGUUGGCAAACUACAUUCACACCCAGACUGGAUUCCGUUGCUCAAUUGGAUGCGUCUUUAAAGGGACAUGAAGCCCAGCAAACACCAAUUCUGUUACAAACUUUUGGUGUUCUGGAAAAACGGCUCGACAUUGCCAUUUUUCGUGCUAUGUUUGCGUCGUCGGUCAGACAAGCCAGACAAUUCAUUUUGCAUAACAACGUUUUCGUAAACGGGAUCAAGAUAACGCAACCAGGCUACACAUUGAGCCCCGGUGAUGUCUUUUACGUUAAACCGGAAAAAGUUCUACAAGCAUUGGGUGCGAAGAAACCAUCGUUAGCAGAAGCCCUAAAAGUUGACAAACGUCAAAUCACCAUCUGGAAUAGAUAUGUUAAGGCUCUCAAAGAGAAUCCAGGAGAAAAAUGGGCAGAGAAACAGGAGAAGUAUCGUAAAAUGGAUGAUUCCAACCCUAAAAAACAGGAAUGGCUUGAAUUUGUCCGCAAUUAUAACAAGUCCAUGGACACUCAGAUGGAAUCCGAAAUUAAGACUCAAACAAAAGAUACCAUUUUGGCCAAGAUUAUGAGCACAGGCUCUGCUGCAGCCGAGCCAGCCUCUCAUGCUUUUAUGCCACAGUUUUAUGAAGAUACAGCACUCGCAACUAAAGCAUUGGAGUGUUUUCAAGAACUUCAGAAAUCAAACUCUGUACCGGAAAGUGCAUUAAGUAUGUCUCAUGAGCAAUUGGUAAAUCACUCAAAAACUCUGAUAAACCUUUCAGACGAAUCCAAGAAGAACAUGUCUGAUGGCGCAAAAAAGGCUCUACGGGCGGCCAAAAACCUGUGCUCUGAAAUACUCACUUCACAGGAUAAGAUCAUUCGUAAGCUUUAUGAGGGUAAGAAAGGUAGCGAGCAAACUUCCGCUAUACCCUACAAUCCACAAUGGGCCCAGAAAAUUAAGGGUCAUCAACCUAUCAAUGUCAGCGAGCUCGUUGAAGAUGAAACCAAGGCUUCCAGCUCCAUAAAUCUUCCGUGGCAAAAAGGUGUCUAUGGCCGUCAAGACGCAUCGAAGCCGUACUUCACUCCGUGGAAACCAAGACCAUUCUUAUCGCCAUUCGCCAUUCUUCCGCAUCAUAUUGAGGUUUCCUUCAAAACCUGUCAUGCCGUUUAUCUAAGGGACCCUGUGGCACGCCCAGGUCAAUCUGAAGUCAUAACGCCAUUUGCUUUGCCUGUUCAUGAACGCGCUUACAUGUAUUACGUUCGGAACGGUAAAUGA